UCAUUAUUCAGUAUUUUGAUUAUAAUAUUUGAAAUAUAAUAUACCAUUGACGAUGAACAACAAUCAAAGGAAACAACAAUAUAAGGGAACACAUCAGAAACACUGAUACCGACGAAAUAAACACUAUGCCAACAUCAGCUAUUCCUACAGUUGAUCUCUCACCAUUCUUCACAGCCGGAGAUGACGAGUCAUGCCGGAAAAAGUGCAAAGACUUGAUAGCCGAAGCCUGCAGUGACUACGGGUUCUUUCAAAUAGUGAACCAUGGCGUCCCACUUGAUCUCAUCAACCAAGCAAUGGAGCUUUCCAAAACAUUUUUUAAUUACAACGAUGAGGUGAAACGUGAGUGUAGUUCCAGCCCAGAUUCACCACUUCCGGCUGGCUACAACAAGCAGCCGGAUCACUCACCUGAUAAAAACGAGUAUCUGCUCAUGUUCCCACCUGAAUCACCUUUCAAUGUCCUCCCUACCAAUCCUCCUGAUUUCAGGAAAAUAUUAGAAGAGAUGUUCAAAUAUUUCGUGACGACAUGCGAAAUAUUGGAGGCCAUAAUAAACGAUUGUUUAGGCUUACCUCCCAAUUUUCUCAAGGAAUACAACAAUGACCGAAGCUGGGAUUUCAUGGUGACUAUGCGGUAUCUUCCAGCAACGGAAAGUGAGAACAAUGGCAUAACUGAACACGAAGAUGGAAACUUGAUCACCAUUGUUCUACAGGAAGACAUCGGAGGUUUAGAGGUAUGCAAGGAUGGGGAAUGGAUUCCGGUGAUUCCUUCCAAGGGGACUCUUGUUGUGAACUUAAGCGAUGUUAUUCAGGUGUUGAGCAAUAAGAAAUUUAAAAGUGCGACUCAUAGAGUAGUGAGACCAAAGGGAAGACACCGGCAUUCAUAUGUGUUUUUCUAUAACUUGCAAGGAGACAAAUGGGUUGAGCCAUUGCCCAACUUCAGUAGUGCAAUCGGAGUAAAACCCAAGUAUAGAGGAUUUUAUUACAAGGAUUACCAGGCUUUGAGGAUGAGAAACAAGACACAUCCACCAUCGACACCUGAAGAAAUCAUCCGCAUCGCUCAUUACGAGAUUUAGUAAUCUCAUACAUAAUAAAAGAUUGUUUGUUUUCUUGC
Molecule: messenger RNA, 1108 nt
Organism: Lactuca sativa (garden lettuce)
Lineage: Eukaryota; Viridiplantae; Streptophyta; Magnoliopsida; Asterales; Asteraceae
Product: flavonol synthase/flavanone 3-hydroxylase
Source: RefSeq, a predicted model, not a curated record